Molecule: messenger RNA, 2538 nt
Organism: Penaeus vannamei (Pacific white shrimp)
Lineage: Eukaryota; Metazoa; Arthropoda; Malacostraca; Decapoda; Penaeidae
Gene: sky
Product: GTPase-activating protein skywalker
Biological process (GO): response to oxidative stress
Cellular component (GO): nucleus
Source: RefSeq, a predicted model, not a curated record
UCAGUAGUUGGUCCUGGACCGGUGGAGUGAUAAGUAGUGAGUUGGCCCUCAGUCGCCAUCAUUGCAAGGAAGCUCCCACAGACCUUACAAACCCGCCUUUCGCUGCGAGCAAAUGAACCUGGCACCCCCCCACAGCCAGUCGCCAAGGCCCGCCCCGCCCCGCCGAUCGAACCAGUAAACCGCGUGUCGUUUUCUGGUUGUCUUUCGCUUUCCAAAACGCCAAGCCUGGAGCGCCCGCCGACUCACGGGCUGGAGCGUGACUUUGAGGCCAAUGGUGACCAGACUACCGACGUGCUCUCGUGCGAUACACCCGUAGCAACGCCUUCGUAUCUACUGAAGAAGUCCCCGUCGAGUUUGGAUCGUCCUCCUACACCAUGGCACUUGUUAUGUGUGCCACGCGUGGUGUCGCCUGCCGGCAUGAUGAGGGCAAGAACCACCCUCAUAGAUCACGGUUAACCAAACGGCAGCAGAAUCAGAGCGGCAAUCAACACCACAGUCGUCGCCAACAGAAAAGCAAGUCCCAAUCACCACUCAGGCAGUACACUGAAGAUUCCUGUGACACCCCUGGGUACACCGACAGUGUUCAACACAGAUACCCAGAAGAGCAGGAAAUUCUCUAUGACACAAGCAACAACAACGACAGAAAUCGACUUGAUCUCAACAACCUGAAGAUUGUGAAUGGAAAAUCAGUACAUGUUCCAGUUUCUGCUUACCCCAAAUCCUUCAUUCAGUGGCCCGUUGACGGCUCCACAAAGAACAAGCGUAUUGCAGAAGUAAAGAAACAGGUGAAACUUCUAGGAGAACUCAUCAAAAUGACUGUUGGGGGAGGCCAGCACGAUGAAUCCCUCGCAGAUGACAAGACCCCCUCCAACCCCCCACCCUUCUCUGACCAUGUUGACAUGUCCAGAAUCCCUGCUUAUGCUCUUGUCCACUCAGCCGAAGAUGGCUCUCAGCCCAAGUGGGAUGACAUCAAGGAGCUUAUUAAUGCAGGCAAAAUGAAGGAGGCCAAAAUUAUGGUACGUGAGGCUGAUUGGAGUCUUGCCAGCCCAGUCCGUGAGGAAUUAUGGAAAGAAAUGUGCCGGCAUCAUUCAACAGAAAAAGACUUCAGCGAUUAUUACUACUGGGACACUGUCAAGCAGAUUUAUGGAACCACUGAGCUCAGUGAGUGCCAUGCGCAACUACCAGCCUUCAUUGACACCCACCACACAGUCUCUCACUGCCUGUCUCCAAGAGGAGUCUCUGCCUGUGAACGUGUCAUCUCUGUCAUUGCUUUCUCCCACCCAGCCAUCACAUAUGCACCAUCACUUUAUUCUCUGACAUCUGUACUCCUACAUUACAUGGAUGAAACCGAUGUGUACAACUGCAUGUCUGUGUUGGUUUCUGGUGCCCAGAACAAAUUCAUCACACAGACCAAAGUGUCCCAUGAAGCCACUUGGAGAGCAGCCAUGAUCCUAGCCAGAAAACACAUUCGAGGUUCCUUCUCAACUCUUUCUAAAUUUGGAGUCACCCAAGAACAGAUUGAAGAAGGAUUUCAGAAUUGGCUUUGGUGGAUCCUUGCUUCACUUCCUCUGACUCACUUGGUAAGAGUUCUUGACUGCUUCCUUUUUGAAGGGGCUAAAGUUUUGCUUCGAACUGCUCUUGCAAUCUUCCACCUCUUUGUCAAGGCAGUUAUGAAUGAUUCUUCCAUGGCAGCGUCCCUUCCUUCACGUGGACUCAAAGAAGCUAUUUGCCGAUUUUGUCAGAAUAUCCAAGUGCCCACACAGAAAUUACUAAAAACAGCUUUUGGCAUCCGUGGAUUUAGCAAGUCUGAAAUCACCAAAGUUAUUGUCCAGACUGAGAUGUUCCUGAAGAGCCAGCGCAGCAUGGGUGGCACAGGGAGUGGAUCUGGUGUGCCAGAAGUUCCAACAUUAACACGUUCGGUGUCCCUGGAAGGCUUGCCAACAUCUGAAACCCAGGCUGAUAUUCAGAUGAUGUCCCAUACCUUAACAAUCAAGGAGCUUCUGACUUUGUGGUCAUGGCUACCUGUGAGAAUGACAAUGCAUCAGCCUUCUCUGAUUUACACCACAGAAGAACAUGGCUGUUCCCUCACAACAUUCUUCCAGCGUGUGGAGAAGCAUGAACCAACUCUCAUAUGCAUACGAACGGUAAAAGACCAUGUCUUUGGUGCCUAUUGUUCCACGGCUUGGGAACAGCGCAACCUUAAGGACGAAUUUGGGAACCGCCAGACCUACUUUGGAACGGGAGAAUGUUUCUUGUUCAGUCUGCGGCCUACUGUUGCCAAAUACCAGUGGGUUGGCAUAUCUAAGCAGCAGCAGAAUUCAGAAUUGUCUUCAGUGGAACAUUCAUCAGAGCUCUUCAUGCAUGCAGACAGCUACAUGAUCACCAUUGGUGGAGGAAAUGGACAAGGCAUCAUGCUGGACCAAGAACUCCGCUUUGGCAAAACGGAAAAGUGCAACACCUUUGACAAUCCUCCUCUCACACCUGAUGUUGACUUUGAAGUGAAGGUCAUUGAGGUUUAUAGCUUUGCAAACGUGUAAG